Molecule: messenger RNA, 2553 nt
Organism: Actinia tenebrosa (Australian red waratah sea anemone)
Lineage: Eukaryota; Metazoa; Cnidaria; Anthozoa; Actiniaria; Actiniidae
Source: RefSeq, a predicted model, not a curated record
UGCGUAUCUCUCGAAUCCAUGUUGCUUUUCUUUCAGUGAAUGAUCACUCAACAAUCUGUCAGGCAGGUACCGGUGGAGCUCAGUGAUUUGCACCAACAGCGCGGCGUGUUCGAAUGGAAAUCAAAAAAAUUCUUCACGCUUUGCUGAUAGACACAAAUUCACGUCAUGUUGAAGGUUUAUGAUUCAAGUUAAUGCUACACAGACUAAACUUCGACAAGCGGUGAAAAAGGUGUCAGAUAUAAUUGUGUUUGGAAUAUGAUUAAUUGGUGUGAAGAUUGGAUUCACUUUAUCAUUGACCAAUGCUAGAAUUCGAAGUCUCUGGCUUAUGAAGAAAAGGCUAUCUAGAUUUACGGGAAAGUUGUUGAAAUACACCGACAUUGUUGAGAUGACAAAACGAUUGAACAAGAAUCAAUGAAGUUUCCAUAACAUGUUACACGCGGUGCAAGCUGGUUCUUCUUUCUUUGUAUCCUGUAAACCAGAUGUUCUAUACAAACACAUAGGAUUCCUAUGGUGUUUUCCUAUUGGCUAGCGUGGUCAUGUGAUGAGGAUAAGUGGUACAUCACGUGAUCACCAUAUCGCAUGUUACCGCCCUGUUCGUGUAGUCUUCCUCCUCGUUCUAUCAGUCUUGCUGUAUUUUAUAUUCAAAGAAUAUCUCCACAACCACAAGGCCAACGUUACUAAACCUGUAGUGGACACUGCUGAAUUAGGAUGCUUUUAUACCGUAACCCCCCCGGUGAAUCCCAUCGCAUGGCAAGAGAUUGUAAUACUCAUCAUCCCUUCACCGGGGGGGCUAUGCAAGAGCUACAAUCAGCAGCGCAAUAUCACUGUAGGAGCAUCAACAUUUCGAGUACAAGCGUUUGGAUCACAAGAGAUGGUAAUAGGACAAGCCGUUCACCUUGGCAACGACACAUACCAAGCUAAAUUAAGGGUUUCGUUCGAGGGUGACUACGUUGUCAUGGUGAUAUUGACAUUCACAGACAACGCCCACCUAGAAUACCGUUUCCAUAGUAACGCCAUAUUACAACACGUUUUUAAUAGUCCUUUUGAAAUGAGGGUCUCGGCGGGUCCGAGUCCCGCGGGAUACACGCGUUACUGUACGCAAGAAGAGAGCGGGACAGCCCCCGGUAGAUGGGUAGAGUGCGGCAAGCUUGCGGGUAUAGAGGAUUGUGGAUCAUGGCAGUUGAAUAGUGUGUAUGACUUUGAUCAGAUUCAUGGUUUUCAUUGGGUACCGUAUUCUUGUCAACUGCAUCAAUACAGCAACGAUGAGAUUAAAAAGUGCUUUGCUCAGAAUGGAUGGAGUAGCAUUGCCUUCACAGGAGACUCCCAUAUGCGUUAUCGCACUUACCACUGGGUCACCAGACUCUACGGUGGAUGCCGGGGGUGUAUCAAGACCUACAUCAAGAUGGUAUUCGACAAAAUACCCCGUAUGGAAUGGAUAUUCGACGCACGUGGCACCAGAUGGCCCAUGACUUUUCCAGAAAUUUCUUUCCCUAACGAAGUCUAUGUACAUCCCAAAACACGGCGGUCUAUGUUCUCUAAGGAGCUUCCUUCCUCCGUCUUUGAUGUUAACCUCUUUAUUUUGAACUUCGGGCAUUGGAUUCUUCGGGAGAGUACUCAAGAGGAGUUUAUGGAAGAGAAACUGCGCGCCUACGUUGAGGCGAUACAAAAAAUGAACGCCACGGGCGGACGAAAGAAAUUCUUGUGGGUAAAUACUGUUAGUCUUCCAUGGCGAGACGACAAAGCUGUAGUGGAAUGGAUAGAGAAUCCUUCACCAUCGAGGGUAGCGCAGUGGAAUAGACUCAGCGAUUCUUUCAUGCGCGCACAUGGGAUCCAGAUUAUAGACGCGUUUCAGAUAUCUAACAGUCGUAUUGGAGCCACGCAUGAUCAAACGCAUUACGCUAAGAGGUUGAAGAAUGGAGACUGCGGUGGAGUCGUGGAAAAUGCUAUUAGUAAUACUAUUGCUAAUGCUCUAUGUAACUACGAUAUAUGAUAACCGUCUUUACGCUAGCAAGCCUCUCAGAGACAAUUUUGUUAUCACCGUAAAAAAUCCUCGAAAAUAAAAGCCUCGUGAAUUAAAAUUUUAACCGUAGCGCGCUGCGCAGGUAUUUAACUGAAUUAUUUUAUGCUAAUAUUUUUACACAAGUGAAUAUAAUAAAUCCGGCGCGCUUAUUGGUCACAAUUUACAUCUUAUGCUACUAUAUUGACCUACAGCUAAAUAUAAGGCGCGCACGCGCAGGCUCGUUUGUGGAUUUGUGCCGCUUGCAGAGAUUAAAAAAUUUUGAAAAGACAAAAAAAAAAGUGUCUCCGUUAAUUAUCAAAUUCACUUGUGUUAAAAAUACUAAAACAAUUAUUCGCCUUAGGUUCAGUGAAUAUCGGGGAAUAUUUACCUUCUUAAUUAUUUGACGAAGCCAAUUGUGAAUACUGAUGAUGGAAGGAUUUUUUACACGAUUUCUAUUAGUGCGCAAAUUAUAAUAGCCGUGUUCUGAUAAAGUUCGUUGCAUGUUAUACAAAACCAAGCGAUUUUAUGGAAAACUGAUUUAUAAUAAAAUACAU